AUGGCAGCGGCGAUGGAAAUGAGUGAAGCUGAUCAAAUAAAAACGUUCAAAGAUUUCCUGGUCCAAUACAAUAAGCUAUCUGAAUUGUGUUUCAACGAUUGCGUGCACGACUUUACGUCUCGAACUUUACGUUCAACAGAGGAAAAAUGCAUACUUAACUGCAUGGAUAAGUAUCUGAGAACAAACCAAAGAGUGUCACAGAGGUUCCAUGAAUUCCAAAUGAUCGCCAAUGAGAAUAUGAUGGCAUUAGCUCAGAAGUCAGGGAAUCCUAGUUAA
This is a messenger RNA of Leptosia nina, 276 nucleotides long. The record is from the annotation of a GenBank genome assembly. Lineage: Eukaryota; Metazoa; Arthropoda; Insecta; Lepidoptera; Pieridae.